AGUUCAGCAGCUGUUUUUACCGGGGCUCGUCGCUACGUCACGCAGCGUCUCCGCGCCGAUUGGCUCGCUCUUGUGUAACUGUGCAACGGUAUAAAACUCUUGCACUUUGGUGGAGUUGGUAGUAGGUUUUCUCCCGCACGUUUGGGGGGAGGGGGGUUCUCUUCGCUGGUUCCCGGAACACUCGUUCUGCACAUCUACGGAGGAGAUGCAGAGCUGCGCCAAAUCCUGGGGGCUCUUCUUGGCCAGGUCGGUGAGUCCGAGCGCGCCCUGCAGCCAUCUGAGCCACAAGAGCGGCGUGGUUUGGAAACUUCAGUGCAGGAUCCGACCCGGGAGAUCAACAGCAGCCCGGGCUCUCAGGACGUCCGCGUCCGCCUCAUCCAGGCGCAUCGAGAGGAUUUUACCCAGACACGAUGAUUUUGCAGAAAGGCACAUCGGUCCAGGUGAGCGGGAGAAGAGAGAGAUGCUGGAUGUUCUGGGGCUUGAGUCAAUCGACCAGCUGAUAGAAAGCACAGUGCCAGCCUCCAUCAGCCUUCAGCGGAGUUUGAAGAUGGAUGAUCCCAUUUGUGAGAAUGAAGUUCUGGAGGCGCUGCAGAAGAUUGCAUCCAAAAACAAAGUUUGGAGGUCUUACAUCGGGAUGGGUUACUACAGCUGCUCCGUCCCACCACCCAUCCAGAGGAAUCUCCUGGAGAAUGCUGGCUGGGUGACCCAGUACACGCCCUACCAGCCGGAGGUCUCUCAGGGUCGCCUGGAGUCUCUCCUCAACUAUCAGACCCUGAUCUGUGACAUCACCGGCAUGCCCGUGUCCAACGCCUCCCUGCUCGAUGAAGGGACCGCUGCAGCCGAGGCCAUGCAGCUCUGCCACAGGCAAAACAAAAGACGGACCUUCUACAUCGACCCGCGUUGCCACCCUCAGACCAUAGCUGUGGUGCAGACCCGAGCCAACUACAUCGGCGUGAACACUGUGCUGAAGCUGCCUCAUGAGAUGGACUUCAGCGGGAAGGAUGUGAGCGGCAUUCUCUUCCAGUAUCCGGACACCGAUGGCAGAGUGGAGGACUUCACCGCCCUCGUGGACCGGGCUCAUAAGGGAGGGGCCAUGGCCUGUUGUGCCACUGACCUGCUCGCUCUCUGCGUGCUGCGACCUCCUGGAGAGUUCGGUGUCGAUGUCGCGCUGGGCAGCUCCCAGAGGUUUGGCGUUCCCCUCUGCUACGGCGGUCCUCAUGCCGCCUUCUUUGCAGUCAAAGACAGCCUGGUCAGAAUGAUGCCUGGCAGAAUGGUUGGAGUCACCAGAGAUGCAGCCGGUAAGGAAGUGUACCGUCUUGCUCUGCAGACCAGAGAGCAACACAUUCGGAGAGACAAGGCAACCAGCAACAUUUGCACUGCACAGGCUCUGCUAGCCAACAUGGCUGCUAUGUAUGCACUCUAUCAUGGCCCUCAGGGACUUAAGCACAUCGCUGAAAGAACACACAACGCUGCACUAAUCCUCUCUGAAGGUCUGAAGAGAGCGGGACACCGGCUGCAUAGCGACAUGUUCUUCGACACGCUGAAGGUAAGCUGUAGCGUCGCAGCUAAAGACAUUCUGGAGAGAGCCACGCAGCGGCAGAUAAACCUGCGAGUCUUCUCUGAGGGGGUGCUGGGCGUCUCGCUGGAUGAGACGGUGACUGAGAGGGACUUGGACGACCUGCUCUGGGUCUUCGGCUGUGAAUCUUCAGCUGAGCUGAUAGCAGAAAAGAUGGGCGAGCGUGUGAAGGGGAUCAUGGGAAGUCCUUUCAAGAGGACGAGCAAAUUCCUGACUCACCAGGUCUUCAACAGCUACCACUCUGAGACCAACAUCGUUCGUUACAUGAAGCGUCUGGAGAACAAGGACAUUUCUCUGGUGCACAGCAUGAUUCCUCUGGGCUCUUGCACCAUGAAGCUCAACAGCUCCUCCGAGCUCAUGCCCAUCACCUGGAGGGAGUUCGCCAACAUCCACCCCUUCGUGCCCCUGGAGCAGGCAGAGGGCUACCAGACACUUUUUAGGCAGCUGGAGAAGGAUCUCUGUGAGGUGACGGGCUACGACAAGAUCUCUUUUCAGCCAAACAGUGGGGCUCAGGGAGAAUACGCCGGCCUGGCUGCCAUAAAGGCUUACUUGAACUCAAAGGGCGAGCGCUCCAGAAGUGUCUGUCUGAUCCCCAAAUCUGCCCACGGCACCAAUCCAGCCAGCGCUCAGAUGGCGGGCAUGAAGGUUCAGGUUGUGGAGGUGGACAAAGAUGGCAACAUCGACCUGGCGCACCUCAAGGCCCAGGUAGACAAACACAACGCGAGCCUGGCAGCCAUAAUGAUCACCUAUCCUUCAACGUUUGGCGUCUUUGAGGAGAACAUCAGGGACGUGUGUGACCUCAUUCAUAACAACGGCGGUCAGGUUUACCUGGACGGUGCCAACAUGAAUGCUCAGGUGGGCUUGUGUCGUCCUGGAGAUUACGGUUCUGAUGUGUCUCACCUGAAUCUGCACAAAACCUUCUGCAUCCCUCACGGUGGAGGAGGACCUGGCAUGGGCCCAAUCGGAGUGAAGGCCCAUCUGGCUCCCUUCCUGCCGAGCCACCCGGUGGUCCCCAUGCGGUCGGUGAACAGCAGCAGCUCCCUGGGAACCAUCAGCGCCGCUCCGUGGGGCUCCAGCGCCAUCCUGCCAAUCUCGUGGGCUUAUAUCAAGAUGAUGGGCUCCAAGGGGCUUACUCAUGCUACACAAGUGGCCAUCCUCAACGCCAACUACAUGGCCAAGAGGCUGGAAGGUCACUAUAAAAUCCUCUUCAAAGGCCGGAAAGGUUUUUGUGCUCACGAGUUUAUUCUGGAUGUGAGGCCGUUCAAGAAAACGGCCAACAUCGAGGCUGUGGACGUGGCCAAGCGGCUGCAAGAUUACGGUUUUCAUGCGCCCACCAUGUCCUGGCCGGUGGCUGGUACGCUCAUGAUUGAGCCCACGGAGUCGGAGGACAAGGCUGAGAUGGACCGCUUCUGCGACGCCCUGCUCGGCAUCCGUCAGGAGAUCGCAGACAUCGAGGAGGGAAGGAUGGACUCUCGUAUUAACCCGCUCAAGAUGGCUCCUCACUCUCUGGCAUGCAUUUCAUCCUCGAACUGGGACAGACCUUACUCCCGAGAGCACGCGGCGUUCCCGUUGCCCUUCAUAAGGCCUGAGACUAAGUUCUGGCCGACCAUCUCGAGGAUUGAUGACAUCUACGGCGACCAGAACCUGGUGUGCACCUGCCCACCCAUGGAGGUGUACGAGUCCCCGUAUGAGGAGAAGCGAGCCUCCUCGUAGACCGUGUUUACAGCGUCGUCCCAAUGUCCCGCCUGCACUCAGAGCACUAAAACAUCAGGCGUUCUUCAGUGUAGAUGUCACAUGAGCUGGAACCUUUCUAAAAGGAGUUGUAAACUCGCUCGGUGUUUAACUCCUCCACGCAGACGGCUUCGCCUGCCUGCCAGGUGGACAUUGGGACUGGGCUCUGUGGGGCUCCACCAGGGUUGGGGCAGGUCUCACACCCAACUUGAACUAUUGAAACGGACCAAAUGGUGCAGUUGUUUGCUUUCCCUAUUCUGCGCCCACCACAAGCUUCAUGAUAAACUUUUAAAACGCUGUUGAAUUGUGAUCCCCCCCUUUUUUUGAGCGGUCUUUACUUCCUUUUCCACCCAGGUUCUGGACAGUGGUAGUUUCUGUAGAUUUUGUUGAUAUGAUCGGUUAUUUGAAGCCGUUUGUGAACGGGUUAGUCGUAAAUUUAAAGAAUCGUUUUCUAAUCUAGUUUUUCUAAAUCUGAUAAAAACGUCUGCAUUAAACAUGUUUGUCUUCAA
This is a messenger RNA of Nothobranchius furzeri (turquoise killifish), 3816 nucleotides long. RefSeq names its product glycine dehydrogenase (decarboxylating) (gene gldc). Gene Ontology annotation, cellular component: mitochondrion; glycine cleavage complex. Gene Ontology annotation, biological process: glycine decarboxylation via glycine cleavage system. NCBI's taxonomy places the organism in Eukaryota, Metazoa, Chordata, Actinopteri, Cyprinodontiformes, Nothobranchiidae. The record is from RefSeq and is a predicted model, not a curated record. Gene Ontology annotation, molecular function: lyase activity; glycine binding; glycine dehydrogenase (decarboxylating) activity.